Molecule: messenger RNA, 466 nt
Organism: Magnolia sinica
Lineage: Eukaryota; Viridiplantae; Streptophyta; Magnoliopsida; Magnoliales; Magnoliaceae
Exons: 2
Coding region: 9-443 (144 amino acids)
Source: RefSeq, a predicted model, not a curated record
CUUCUUUUAUGAAGAGGCAUUGGAAGCCGUUCAAGGGAUGGGCCCACCCUUCAUUGAGGUGUUGCCUUCCUCCCGUACUGGAAUCAGAAGAACCAGAAGUGCCCGAGAAAUCAUCCACCACCACCACCAGUAGCAGUAGCAGUGGAAUGGAUUCACCAAUGCCAGACAAUGGAGUUUACCACACGGAUGUGUCUGCAGAGGAACGUGAUAAGAAGCUAAAAGAAGUAGCUGCCUUUUGCAACGAUCAAAGGCUACGUUUGCCACCAUUUAAUACCGUCCCUGAAACUGAGGAGCAUCAUGUCCCAGAAACGUUGGAGCUUCGGAACAAGGAAAUCCAGGCCGAAGAGACUGACAUGGAAGCCUGGAUAUCUCAGCUUUCGACGUUAAAAUUCGAAAUGGAGGAAGCCCAAGAAGAGCGGUUACAUGAACAACAAUUUCAGUGAAAAUGACAAUGGCGAGAGGAAGA